CUGUACAAUAUGGUGUAGCAUAGUUUCACACAACAAAUCAUUCAACAUUGGUAAUCCAUUUCCUUCCUUGUAGAUGCUAAUUCUUACCCAGUCAAUGUCAACGAGCAACAAGCUUUCUCUCGCAAUCAUUCCGGCUUUAAUCAGUCGAUUACGCUCUUUAGACUAGCUCGGACGUAUAAUCUUCGAUGAGCAUUUCUACAAACGUGAACCUCUGUGGUCCUCCUUAUCGCGUAGAAUUCGGUGUAAUUGAAAGAUCACGAACUAGGGUUAUUAUUAAGUUCACAUGUGAGUGAUACAUUGUUAUGAUAUUUGAAAAUAACAAACUUUGAUUCCGCGGACAUUAGUGCUACUAUUAGUUAUCAACUAGUUUAACAAAAGGUAUCACAAUGCGUCGGACUGAUAACGCCGAAACCAAGCGUCCAGAGAAACACGCAAUUCUUCGACUGGUACUGUGGAGCGUUUGGCUGACUUCUGGAUUGUUCGUGCUCAUACUACUAGCUGCAAUAGUUGCAACGCUGAUGGAAAAGCCUUCAGAUUCUGUAUCAGAUAUCCAACAAAGGACUGGAUUUGACACUUCCACUCCUCAUAGAGAAGUCUCGCAACGAGAAAAAGACAUUAUGAAUGAUGAAGUGAAAGACAUUAUAAAACAGAUUCACAACCGAAAAGGAUAUUCAAAUCCUACACGCACUUUAGCAGAGGAAGAGGAUGAUGAGCCCGAAAAAGUCACAAGAAAACCACGGACUAGGCGUCCCUUGAAGCUGAUCGGCAAGGAUUUCGAUCCUAACAAAUCUUUUAUAAUCAAGCAUCCUAAUGGAACUCUUACUUAUGUGUUUCCUAGAGAUACUAGCUCAAAUACCAUCAUGUCUACUACUCCAUCAACCAUUGAACCUCCUGUCGUCACUGAACCUUUUGCUCAAGCUAGAAGCCUGUAUCCAGAUGACUUAAUCAAUGAGAUAAUGACCCUCAACAAUGCAACCUUCCAAGGUGUGUUUGGAGACGAUGUUGUAAUUCCGGAUGGAGAUGCCCUCAAUUCAAGAUCUGAUACCGCUAAUGCACCGUUUCUUUGUGAAAGCGAGCAACUCUUGAUCCACCCAAAAGAGGAGCUAUCCCGGAACAAUUCAAUGGUGUGGAUUGUUAACACGAAAGAUUACAAACAAGGCGUUCGAAUCGAAAAGUGUCUGAAAAGACAAUUAGGCAAGCCGUGUAAUUUCUGUGAUGCCGAUACUGAGUGUAAGCAAUUAUUCCACUAUAGAACACUGGUAGCAGUGGACAAAGUAACGAAAAAACCAUACAAGGAACAAGUUUUGUUGCCAAGCUGUUGUAAAUGUGCUAAAAUUUUAUCGUAAUUGAGGAUUUUUUUCAAUUUUACAUAUAGAAACAGAUUGCCACCUCUCUUAGCUCCCAAAAGUACUUAUUUACUGGCAACAAUAUAAAUUUACGAAAAAAUUCCAAGCUUUUGGUUACAUUUUAUGUAAAAACUCAUCUGAAAAUCAACAAAAUCCUUGAGCUGCAAAUCAAUAAACUAAAAAUCAUCCAUUCAGCAAUACAACAAUAAAAACAACAACUUACUUGGAAAGGCUGUUCAAAUAGAAUGGUCUAGUGUACAUUUUAAAUAAAACUUAUUGUUUACAGUGAGAAAAUAUAUGUUUCAAGACUGUAUGAAAAGUUAAAUAACAACUGAAUUCAACUACCGGUGAAGCAAAACUUGUUAAUACAGGUUAAUAACUAGACAAAUAUUUAUUUUUAAUUCUAAAUAUAACAAACAUCUAACAUA
This is a messenger RNA of Aedes aegypti (yellow fever mosquito), 1774 nucleotides long. RefSeq lists its product as uncharacterized. Gene Ontology annotation, biological process: regulation of Toll signaling pathway; central nervous system formation; innate immune response. The record is from RefSeq and is a predicted model, not a curated record. The transcript is spliced from 5 exons. Gene Ontology annotation, molecular function: Toll binding; growth factor activity. Gene Ontology annotation, cellular component: extracellular region. The coding region runs from base 387 to 1346 and encodes 319 amino acids. NCBI's taxonomy places the organism in Eukaryota, Metazoa, Arthropoda, Insecta, Diptera, Culicidae.